AACACAUGCAUGUAUUGUACGAGUACGUUGAAAACUGAAAAGUAAAUGACUAACCUCACCAGCAUUUCAGUAUAAAUAGAGGCCGAUCUUAUGCUUAUUUCCUCACACUUCACAUUAACAUAUAUACAUACAUACAUACAUUCAAAAACAAAGGUUAAUAGUCAUGGCUAAGUUUGCUUCCAUCGUCACCCUUCUCUUCGCUGCCCUUGUUCUCUUUGCUUCUUUUGAAACACCAACGAUGGUGGAAGCACAGAAAUUAUGUGAGAGGUCAAGUGGGACAUGGUCAGGAGUUUGUGGAAACAACAACGCGUGCAAGAAUCAGUGCAUUAACCUUGAGAAAGCACGACAUGGAUCUUGCAACUAUGUCUUCCCAGCUCACAAGUGCAUCUGCUACUUUCCAUGUUAAUCUACUCAAAAUACUCUUGUGUGGGUAAUAUAUAUAGUGUGUGUGUAUAUUUUACAAAAAAUAAGUCUGUGUUCACUAUCCCUGCGUGACUUUAUGACAUGUAUCAAAUAUGUUUAUGUUUGUUUGAUUGUAAUAUAAGGUUUUAUAUACCAAAAAUUAAAAUCAAAUGUCAAUAUAAAGAGAUGUGCAUAACAUCAUGUCCAAUUGAAUAAAACAAAUGACUUACUUUGCUAA
Thlaspi arvense is the source of this 640-nucleotide messenger RNA. NCBI's taxonomy places the organism in Eukaryota, Viridiplantae, Streptophyta, Magnoliopsida, Brassicales, Brassicaceae. The record is from the annotation of a GenBank genome assembly.